Messenger RNA from Sphenostylis stenocarpa, 894 nucleotides. Lineage: Eukaryota; Viridiplantae; Streptophyta; Magnoliopsida; Fabales; Fabaceae. The record is from the annotation of a GenBank genome assembly.
AUGGCGGCUUCUGAUCCCAACAAGUUGCUCUCCAAGGCUGAUAAGCUGACGACCCUCAGUCUCACGAGGUGGAGUGCGGAUUGGAAAAGUGCGACUGCUCUUUAUGAGCAGGCAGCUAAUGGGUUUCGAGUUGCCAGGAAUCAUGAGAAAGCCAAAAUAGCAUAUGAGAAAGCUUCAAAAGGACAAGAAAUGCUUUCAUCACCUUGGGAUGCAGCUAAGCACAUGGAAUCUGCCGCUGCUCUGGCAAAGGAUCUAAGUCACUGGCAGGAAGUUUUGGACUUCUAUCGAAGGGCAUCUGAAUUGUACAUGGAGUGUGGGAGACCACAACCUGCAUCAGACGCCCUUGCAAAGGGAGCCCGUGCAUUGGAAGAUAAUAUGUCUGAAGAAGCUAUUCAGCUUUAUACAGAUGCUUGUACAAUUCUUGAAGAUGAUGGAAGAGAACAAAUGGCCUUUGAUCUAUAUCGUGCUGCUGCUAAUGUUUAUAUUAAACUUGAAAAAUAUACAGAUGCUGCAUCUUUCAUGUUGAGAUUGGGCGUGGCAGCUGAUAAGUGUAAUGCUACCAAUAGCCAGAGCAAGGCAUAUCUUAGUGCAAUUGUUAUCUACCUUUAUGCUAAUGACUUUAAGCAAGCUGAGAAGUGCUAUAAUGACUGUUCUCAGGUUGAUGCUUUUCUCAGAAGUGACCAGAACCGUUGUGCUAGCAAGCUACUUGCUGCCUACACAGAUGGAGAUGUUGAAGAAAUCAAACGUAUUGCUCAGUCGAGCGGUAUUUCACAUCUUGACCAUGUGAUCAUUAAGCUUGCAAGAAAACUUCCAACAGGUGAUGUGAGUGGAUUAAAGGCUGACAAUGCUGCUGAAGAUGAAGAGGAGCCACUUGAUGAAAACGACUUGACUUAA